Penicillium coprophilum is the source of this 2112-nucleotide messenger RNA. Its product is annotated as putative C6 transcription factor. The record is from RefSeq and is a predicted model, not a curated record. The transcript has 4 exons. Gene Ontology annotation, molecular function: RNA polymerase II cis-regulatory region sequence-specific DNA binding; DNA-binding transcription factor activity, RNA polymerase II-specific; zinc ion binding. Gene Ontology annotation, cellular component: nucleus. Bases 1 to 2112 code for a protein of 703 amino acids. NCBI's taxonomy places the organism in Eukaryota, Fungi, Ascomycota, Eurotiomycetes, Eurotiales, Aspergillaceae. Gene Ontology annotation, biological process: DNA-templated transcription; positive regulation of transcription from RNA polymerase II promoter by galactose.
AUGACCGAUCUACAAAUAAACCUUGCCACCGAGAGCUGGAAUAACCCCUCGGUGGGUGACAAUGAUCGACCGCGGAAGAAACGCCGCAAAUACAUCGCUAGAGCCUGCACCGAAUGCAAACGUCGAAAAAUCAAAUGCAAUGGCCAGUCACCCUGCCAGCGCUGUGGACGGCAACAUAUUGAGUGCAUUUACGUUGAGAACAUCCGAGAAAGUCCCGCGGAGCCAGAUAACUUCAAGCAGCUUUUUGACCAAAUGAGAGCCAUGCAGGACCAGAUCACACAGUUGUCUGCCAGUAUUCGAUCAAUAGCUAGCAGCGAACGUUCCCUUGGGGUUCCCGCUACCGGAACCUAUCAGCUCCCUACUCAACGUUCACUCCGACGCUUAUCAACAGCCAAAGAAACGUCGUUCCAAGGCCCGACGACAUCUGCCUUUAGUUUUGGUCUUGCAAAAUCCAGCUUGCAACAGCGCGGAAUUGUGGAACGUGCCGAGGUUGGCGAUGAGGGUGAUAUGACUCGAGAACCUUCACCGCUGGCAUCGCCAUCGACUCUAGAUGAGGAACCUGGAGCGCGCCAGACCCUCGACCCACUUUGGGUGCUUUCUAAGGCUGAGGCACUUCGCCUCUGCCGAGUCUAUGAGGAGGAAAUGGGCAUCAUGUACCCGAUUCUGGAGCUGUCGGAGAUUUCGGCCCAGGUUCACCUUCUCUACGGCCCAGUGGAUCGCGCACUUGGACCGGUCCGCCAACCGGAGGAACAACAUGGAUUGGCUCGUGAAGAUGUUCAUAUUCUGCGUGUAGUGUUUGCGUGUGCCUUGACAGCCGAAGCCAGUGGUCGGAGCGAACAGGCCAUUGCGCUUUUCGAUAGUGUACGGGAAAUUCAGGACAAUUGUGUCUGGGGUCCGCCCGACAUCAAGAACAUCAUAUUUCUGACUCUCGUGUCAAUGUUCUACUUUCAAAUAGAUGAGGAAAUCUUGGCAUGGCGCACCGUUGGUAUCGUUGAGCGCAUGUGUCUCGAGAAAGGUCUUCACCGACGGGAAACCCUGAAUCAACCGGCCGUCACAGCUGUGGGGAAGGACCGCGUUCUGCGAAUUUUCUGGUCUGUAUACAUUCUGGAUAUGCGUUGGAGCUUUGGGACUGGGAUGCCAUUUGCUCUGGAGGAUACGGACAUCGACCCGUGGCUGCCAGAGCCCGAAGAGAAAACGCCCUAUCUGCGCGUGAUGAUCCGGUACAGCCGAAUUGCAGCAAAGGUGUGGAAGUUUAUAUCGGCAUUUAACAACACGAACGAAAUCAAAAAAGAAGAGAUGAACUAUCUGGAUUGGCAAGUGCUGCGUUGGGUACAGGCCAUUCCAGACUCGUUGCGGCUCAAUCAUCCAGGUUCUGCGGAGUCUGAGACUGCCGUGGAAGGCUCACGUAGCCUGCGAAGACUGCGAGCCCUACUUUAUCUUCGUGCCAACCAGCUCCGCAUGCUCAUACAUCGUCCCGUACUCCAUACUUCAGUACAUGUGAUGCGGUAUCCUGGCGAGUCAGCGACCGUGGUGGAAAUCGCCAAAGAUACAAUUCGCUUCAUUACCCGCCUGAACGAUACGUCGGAUAUCUAUCAAUUACAGCAGGUGGCGUUCAAUUGGUUCCUCGUCUCGGCCCUCGCCGCAUUAUUUCUGGCCGUAGCCCAGGCUCCAACACAAUUCAGCGGGUCGUGCAAGGAGGAAUUUUACUGGGCCUUGGAGCUGGUCAAAGGAGUCUCAACACAGUCUUACAUCUCCCGCCGACUAUGGAGGUCUAUUCGAAGCCUGCGCAAGCUUGGCCCUCAAUUGGGGCUAGGUGUCCAGAAAAAGCGCCAGGACGUUGCAGCUGGAGGCGAAAGUGAAUCUUUAAAUGUCCAGGAUUCUCCUGCAUUGCCCCAAUCUGCCAGCACCCAGAGCCAGACACCGCAGGAUGGGGAACAAAUGACAAAGGAGCUGAUGGCGUGGUUUGAAGCCGUAGGCAACCUGGAGGAUCAAAUUAUGGGGAUGGGAACGGGCCCUGUACCAGAUAGAGGUCAUUACCAGCAGAUGUCUGACGGGGGGGUUGUGUUUGAUUACGGCGAAGAAUUGUCGAGUGUGAUGAAGGACUUUUUCUAA